This is a messenger RNA of Aspergillus wentii DTO 134E9, 1566 nucleotides long. RefSeq lists its product as uncharacterized. The record is from RefSeq and is a predicted model, not a curated record. Bases 1 to 1566 code for a protein of 521 amino acids. The transcript has a single exon. Lineage: Eukaryota; Fungi; Ascomycota; Eurotiomycetes; Eurotiales; Aspergillaceae.
AUGGAUGAGUCUAUCGAGUCAGAGACCGUCUACCCCCCUCCAGUUCGGGCCUCUUCGCCUUCCCCUUCUAUCUCACCAACACCGGCCGUCUCCUCGUGCCCUUCUCCGGACCGUACCUUUUCCACCGUCUCCUCGCUGUCGGCCUCGUCCGCGACAUCCGCUGAUGCCAGGUCAUCCGUGUCCAUCUCGACCAAGCGGCGAGGCUAUAUCCGCCCACAAGGCGCCGAGUUCGCCGAGUCGGCUAGACAUCGCGAUAGUGUUAUGAGCUUGGGAAGCAUUGCCCAUUUGCAGUACUAUUUCGCCAGAACUGGUCUGCUAGACGGCAAAGGCGGGCACGCACGCGAGUACAAGAAGAAGAAAACGAACCAAGACGAGGUUCCCCGGCUGCUGCUGACACCAAACGCUCGGUUCAUCGACGACCUGACUCAGAGCCCAACGACAGAUGGAGAAGAAGAAUAUUUGGAUCCGACCGAGGAUGGUUUUGAUGACAAUGAUGAGGUCAUGCUUCCGCCGACCGUCAGCACUUACAGUAUCAAAACGCACUAUAUUCCGCCCCCACCAGACCUUAAGGCGCUGCGAAAGGAUCUGCUAAGCGCCGUUGACAAGGCUGAGAGGGAUAUAGAGCAGAUCGGCUCCUUGACGGAGGCCCCUCCAGACAUGAAACCGCCCCGGAUUAGUCUGUCGCCGGAUGACGUCCCUGACGCGGAAGAUGAUCCAGUGCGUCGAGCAUUCGCGCCCCCAACGCCGCAGAGUUGGCCCGAAAUUCAGGGCUUACGGAUCUUGGAUGUCGUCACGCUGGCGAUACGGGCAGCCAAAAUAUACUAUACCGCCCAUGAAAGCCCAGAGAGGUUGGCGUCGAUCAAGCACGAACGUGAAAUUCGACAGGAACUUUUCAACGUUUUGGAAGUCCUGAAACGAUGGGCGGGUAGGAAUUUCGUUUGUGGCCUGCGCGAGGAAGAGCGAACAGCCAUUAUGGGUUGGAUGUCCGACGUGCGUGCAAUGGUGGCCAAAGAAGUCGUCCUGGAAGAGGAGGAAGCAAAGGAACGGGAAAGUUGGGUUUGGACCAAGGGCGACUGGACAGGUAGAGAACGGGAACGAGAGGAAUGCUUUCUGCGCAGCUUGUUGAACACGGAUACGCCACUCCCGACCUGGACAUCUACCGAGGAUGCUUCACUUCCCACACCAUUGUUGGAACGGCUUAGAGACGGCCGAGAGCUUGUGCAAAUCCACAACCAGGCCGUGAGAAAAUCCAAGCGGCCUUUCUGUGAGAUCAAGGCCUUCCAUGAAGAUGUGGCCAAGCCAUACCGAUGUGCAGAGAACCUGCGGUAUUGGAUCAAGGCUGCAGAAAUCCGGUGGGAAACCAAGCUGGAAAUGGAUGUAAUGGGCGUGGUGCAGGGCAACAGCGACGAGGCUUGGAAGAAGUUCGACACUGCCCUGCUCGCCUGGUGUCAGACCGUCCGGGAAGAACUGAUGCGAGACUGGCAAGAGGAACCCAAGCCAACAAUGACAGCGACAAUGACAGCCGAAUACCCUUCAAGCGACGGGUUGGUGGCCUACUCCGCAUGA